Messenger RNA from Drosophila melanogaster (fruit fly), 2726 nucleotides. RefSeq lists its product as uncharacterized. NCBI's taxonomy places the organism in Eukaryota, Metazoa, Arthropoda, Insecta, Diptera, Drosophilidae. The record is from RefSeq and is marked reviewed. Gene Ontology annotation, biological process: proteolysis. The transcript has 6 exons. Gene Ontology annotation, molecular function: metallopeptidase activity; zinc ion binding; peptidase activity. Gene Ontology annotation, cellular component: plasma membrane; membrane.
AUUCGCUGUUGGCUCUCCGUUGUGAUUAGAUGUGUAUGUGGAAACCCGUAUUGCAGCUGAAACUAGUUUAGUUAUUGCCACAGAAAAGGAAAAACCAUCACAGAACUAAUUGAUUACUAAAAAUAGAGUUUUGUUCACAACAUCAUUUUAAAACUUGACGAUGAAGUGCGUUUUCCUGAUACUGGCUGCACUUGGAUUAAGUUUUGCGGGGGAAGGUAGCACCUAUGACCAUUUUCGCUUGCCAACGGCUCUUCGACCACAAAGUUACGAUGUUCGCAUCCUGACACAAUUGGAAAAUCCGGACGAUUUUCACUUCAACGGAACUGUGAAAAUUCAAAUAGAAGUUUUGCAAAACACACACAAUAUAACUUUGCACUCAAAGGAUCUGACCAUCGAUGAUACGGAAAUCACUCUCAGCCAAAUUGGCGGAGAAGAGACAACGGAGAACUGCAUAACGUCUACGGCAGUGAAUCCCACACACGACUUCUACAUUCUCAACACGUGUAAGGAGCUAUUGGCUGGACAAUUUUAUGAGCUGAGUUUGCCCUUUUCGGCCAAGUUACAAGAUCAACUGGCGGGCUACUACCGAAGUUCCUAUGUCAAUACAGUGGCCAAUGAAACGAGAUGGAUCUCCGUUACUCAGUUUGAGCCAGCUGCGGCUCGACUGGCAUUUCCCUGCUUCGAUGAACCUGGCUACAAGGCAUCCUUUGCCAUCACCUUGGGUUAUCACAAGAAGUACACCGGUCUCAGCAACAUGCCCGUGAAUGAAACAAGGCCACAUGAAUCCAUUCCGGAUUAUGUAUGGACCUCGUUCGAGGAAUCAUUGCCGAUGUCCACCUAUCUGGUUGCCUAUUCCCUAAAUGAUUUCUCCCACAAACCAUCUACUUUACCCAAUGGAACUCUUUUUCGCACCUGGGCCAGGCCAAAUGCGAUCGAUCAGUGUGAUUAUGCCGCGGAGCUUGGACCCAAAGUACUCAAAUACUACGAGGAGUUAUUCGGCAUCAAGUUUCCGCUUCCCAAGGUGGAUCAGAUCGCUGUGCCGGAUUUUAGUGCGGGUGCCAUGGAGAACUGGGGUCUGGUUACCUUUGCGGAGAGCACCCUUCUGUAUUCCCCGGAGUACUCCUCGCAGGAGGCCAAGCAAGAGACUGCGAAUAUAGUGGCUCAUGAGUUGGCCCACCAGUGGUUUGGCAACCUGGUCACGAUGAAGUGGUGGACGGACCUUUGGCUGAACGAGGGAUUUGCCACUUAUGUGGCCAGUUUGUGUGUGGAGGACAUCCAUCCACAGUGGCGUACCCUUCAAUUGGAAUCAAUGUCCAACCUUCUUACCAUUUUCCGAAAGGACUCUCUGGAGAGUAGUCAUCCGAUUUCGAGACCCAUUGAAAUGACUUCGCAGAUUUCUGAGAGCUUUGACGAAAUCUCUUACCAGAAGGGAUCGUCGGUGAUUCGCAUGAUGCACUUGUUCCUGGGCGAGGAAGCGUUCCGAACAGGACUUAAGUCAUAUCUGGAGAAAUACACUUAUAAGAACGCCGAGCAGGACAAUCUUUGGGAAUCUCUUACCCAAGCUGCCCAUAAGACUGGUUCUGGAAAGUGUUCCCAAGACCAUUCACGAUCUGCCAGGACCCGAUCAGUGGGUAAUCUUUAACAACCAACUUUCGGCGCCGUAUAAGGUCAACUACGAUGCCCAGAACUGGAAACUUCUGAUUGAGACUUUGAACAGCGAGGAUUAUCAUUCCAUCCAUGUGGUCAACAGGGCCCAGCUCAUAGACGAUGUCCUGUACUUCGCUUGGACAGGGGAGCAGGACUACGAGAUCGCUCUGCAGGUGAUCAGCUAUCUGGAGAGGGAACGGGAGCUUCUUCCCUGGAAAUCGGCCUUCGACAAUCUGCAGUUCGUUAGUGGCAUUCUUCGACAGACGCCGAACUUUAGGUUUUUCAAGAACUUUACAAGGAGGCUUAUCACUCCGAUAUAUGAGCACCUGAAUGGCAUCAACGAUACAGUCGCCUCCGAAGAACAGCAGGACAAGACCAUUUUGAAGGCGAUAGUGGCGGACUGGGCAUGCUCGUUCGAGGUUUCCGAUUGCGUUACCCAGGCCUUGAGCUUCUACCGUAGCUGGCGAUCAGAGGCUAAUCCUGACGAGGUUAACCCAGUGCCGCUGGGCAUUCGGGGCGUUGUGUACUGCACGGCGAUCAAACAUGGCUGUGACGAGGAUUGGGAUUUCCUGUGGACUCGGUACCAGAAGGCUAAUGUGGCCACCGAAAAGCAAAUCAUUCUGGAUUCCCUGGGUUGUUCGCAGGAGGUCUGGGUGCUGCAGAGAUAUUUGGAAAGGAACUUUGACGGAAUGGGGGACAUUCGGAAGCAGGAUUCAACUUCUGUCUUUCAGGCGAUUGCCGAUUCGGAAGUAGGGUUCCUUUUGGCCAAGAAGUACUUGAUGGAUAACGUGGACUCCAUUUCCAAGUUCUACCAUCCUCAGUCAGAAUCUAUGUCUGAACUUCUGCCGCCACUUUCCGAACAAAUCUUUACACAAAGGGACUAUGAUGAGUUUAUGAACUUCAUGGCCAGUUCCAAGGAUCAGCUCAAGGAUAUAGAACAGACCAUCAGUCAAAGUUUGGAGACAAUGCUCAUCAAUGUGCAGUGGAAGGAGCGAAACUAUGAGAGGUUCACUCGAGCCAUCAGUAAACAUUUUUGAAUCAACUAACUACUAGGUUGCUGAAUAAAUAUCAUUUACUCG